Messenger RNA from Neospora caninum, 1230 nucleotides. RefSeq names its product Alr1799 protein, related. NCBI's taxonomy places the organism in Eukaryota, Apicomplexa, Conoidasida, Eucoccidiorida, Sarcocystidae. The transcript is spliced from 3 exons. Bases 1 to 1230 code for a protein of 409 amino acids. Gene Ontology annotation, molecular function: protein binding. The record is from RefSeq and is a predicted model, not a curated record.
AUGGGAAACACAGUCCAGAGUCCUCGCGGCCGACACUACGGCUACUCCAGCAUGCCGAGUGGACCCCGGCUGGAUUCGCCGCUCCACAUGAACGCACGCUGCGGCGGAGGCUGCCCAUACCCCGCCUUGUCUUCGGAGAGUCGAUACAGCAUGAUGUGUUGCCAGUCCAAUGGCCGAAAGAUGGAACAGUUCAAAACCCGAGAGGAGGCUCUUGCGACGGCGCGUUUUUACCGGGACCGGAACUUCGACUUGGCCUUGCACGCAUACAGCGCAGCCUUGGAUUUCCCGUCGGCGAGUGCGACUCCGCACAGCGCGCCAGGUAGACGCCGCGUGGAGAUCAUCCAGCUGUCAGACGACCUGCGCGGGCCCCGGGCGACUGACGAGGCCUGCGAGAAGAACUCGUGCGGGGACUACCAGCGGGACGCGUCUUUGGCGAAGGCCGAGAUCUGCAGCGCGUCCACGGCGUUGUCUGUGGGAGGCAGCAACUCGCGGCUGCAGUCCGAAGAGCUCGAAGGGCCGUUCGAAGAGAAAGGGGAGUCAAGUGCGGGGCGCGCGGCUUCCCUGCCUGCCGGCGUCUCCCUCAUUGUGCCCCUGGAGCCGCGCGAGGACGCGCCUCCCAGGCUCGGCGCUGGACGGUUCUUCCAGAGCAGUUCGAGCUCACUUGCCCUCGAGUGCGCAGCGGCUGCAGGAGCUGAGAACGAGGCGGACCUCUCGAACGCAAAGAUCUGCGACGAAAUCGCCCAACUGUACCUCUCGCGCGGAGACAAAGAGGACGCACUGCGGUACUACAACCGCGCCGUCAACCUCGCCCCCUCAGUCGUCGUGUUCAUCUACCGCCGAGGCGUCGUUUUGCAGCUCCUCGGCCAAGAGGAAGCGGCUGUCCUCGCCUUCCGACGCGCGCUGCAGGUUGACCCCGACUAUAAGGCCGCGCUGUUCAAUCUCGGCACCUGCCUCAUGCGUAGAGAAGAAGGCCGCGAGGAGGCACUCUGCAUCUUCCAAAAACUCGCGGCGCUCGAGCCCGCCGACGACCAGGUCUUGUCGCUUGUCGCGCACUGCUACGAGAUGGACAGUCGAUUCGAGGAGGCUCUGGCGUACAGGCAGCGAGUCGUCCAGCUGGAUCCACAGAACUUCCGCGCAAACCGCGAACUGAAGCAACUGAAGCAGCAGAUUUCGAAGGAGAAUGGCCACUUUGGCGCGGCAAGGCUCAGGAAAGCCACCACCGUCAGUUAA